Messenger RNA from Sporisorium graminicola, 3249 nucleotides. RefSeq lists its product as uncharacterized. Bases 1 to 3249 code for a protein of 1082 amino acids. NCBI's taxonomy places the organism in Eukaryota, Fungi, Basidiomycota, Ustilaginomycetes, Ustilaginales, Ustilaginaceae. Gene Ontology annotation, biological process: positive regulation of DNA-templated transcription. Gene Ontology annotation, cellular component: SWI/SNF complex. The transcript has a single exon. The record is from RefSeq and is a predicted model, not a curated record. Gene Ontology annotation, molecular function: histone binding; zinc ion binding; DNA binding.
AUGUCGACGCUCAACCUCACCGGUCACCCGGACCCUCAGCUGCGCUCCGAUCCACUCCUGCUCCAGGCUCUCGAGUCCUAUGUAGAGCCUAUCCAGAGCGCGCUGGCUCAGCAAGGCCUUGAUGUUGCUGCCAUCCCAUCCAAGUCGGGCUCGCUCUCCGCCUCCGACCUUGCAGAUUUGGUCUAUGACUUGCAAUACUUCCAGGAGGAAUCGCUCGGUGCUAAUGCGCCUCGUCCCGCCGACCCUUCUGCAUCUACUCCGCACGAGCGACACCCCGUCCGCAUCCCUGCGGAACUCUUCCUCCCCACAUCUUCCCACCAGAGCUCCUCGAUCGUUGCACCAGACUCCAGCCAUCUUCGCUUGCUUUUGCAAGAAGCGCUCGCCUUCCUCGCAUCCAAGGGCAAAAGCACCUGGGACUUUUCCGACCCUGCUCAGAAGUCCGACAAUGUUCAACUCAUUGCACACCUUCGUCAACAGCUGUCCAAGGCAGCAGCAUUCGAGCAGCCCACCAUCGCAGCUUCGCCAUCCAUCACCGAGGCAGAGGCGGCCACGCUCAAACAGAUGGCCCAGCAGCUCGAAUGCAAGUGGUCGGACGAUGUUGCGUCUGCUUCCCACGUUCUCUACCCGUCUGAAGUGACGCCUCCAUCCUCACCCAAGCUUGGUGAGCCUUCGUCCUCGAGCUCCGAAGAGUACUUCCGGACCAUCGCCUCGAGAUCAGGACGCGCCCUCAUUCACGUCUGGUACCGCCCCGAUUCCUACGACACCUGGUUGCCCGCGGCUGACUUUGCCGACCCCGACCCCGCACCUGAGAAGCGUCUCCCGUGGAAGAUCGGCGCCAAGUGGCUCCGCGACAGUGUUCGCUUCAACGAGCUCAUGAACGCAGAAGACUACGAACAGGAAGAUGCACUUGACACUGCCACCCAGGCCGCCGAAGCCGAAGAUGCUGCUGCUACUACCGGCGACGUUAAGAAGGGCAAGAAGCGUGGUCUCCCCGAAGAGAUCACCGACGCUUCCUCGCCUUCAGCCGCGGCUGCUGUAGAAUCCAACGGCAAGCGCAUCAAGCUCCUCGUGGCAGCGCGUCCCGUCGGUGCUGUCCCAAUCGACCUCUCGGGCUCGCAGCCCAUCCCAGGCAAGAAGUACGAGAACGAAGCCGUCCCCAGCGGUGUCCUUGGCAACCUGCCGCCUGAGUCGGCGGGUCCUACCAAGCUCGAGGGCGAACAGCCUGCCGUCAGGGCGGCCACCGAUGGCGAUGCUACCAUGACUGAUGGCACCACUGACAAGCCCUCGGCUGACGCUGCUGUCGAAGAGCCUACAGAAGCCACUGCCGAUGUCAAUGCACCCGUCGUACAGCCCGACGCUGCCGCCGUCGAGCAGCAGCGCAUUCGCGCAGAAGAGAUCGCCCGAAAGUAUCUCGCCUCGCAGACGCAGGAAGUGAUCAUCCCAUCCUACUCGACUUGGUUCGACAUGUCGACCAUCAACGCCAUUGAAAAGCGCUCGUUGCCCGAAUUCUUCAACCACAAGAACCGCAGCAAGACGCCCACCAUCUACAAGGACUACCGUGACUUUAUGAUCAACACCUACCGACUCAACCCUAGCGAGUACCUCACUUUCACGGCUUGCCGAAGAAACUUGGCCGGCGACGUUUGCGCCAUCAUGAGGGUGCACGCCUUCCUCGAGCAGUGGGGUCUCAUCAACUACCAGAUCGACCCCGAGACCCGUCCUGCUACGCUAGGACCUCCCUUCACUGGCCACUUCCGCGUGCUCGUCGACACGCCGCGUGGUCUGCAGCCGCUUCACCCGGGCACCCGUGUCAACCUGACCACCUCGGCAUCUGUAGGUGCUGACGGUGCUGCUUCCGGUGCUGCUGCCGCUGCAGGAACCGACAAGCCCGACAUGAACCUCGAGCUGCGCAAGACCAUCUUCCAGUCGACCAUGAAGGGCUCCAAACCCAUCGAUCUGGCCGAGGCCAACUCGCUGGCUGCGCAGGCCGACGCUGCAGUCGCUGGUGGUGCCGGCGGUGCGCCCCGCUACACGUGCGACACGUGCGGCACCGACUGCACGCGUGUGCGCUACCACAGCAUCAAGGCGAAAAAUUACUCGCUUUGCCCGUCGUGCUACCUCGAAGGGCGCUUCCCAAGCUCCAUGUACUCGGGCGAUUUUGUGCGCAUGGAGGACUCGGUGCUCAAGCAGACAGGCGGUGUCACUGGCGGCGCCUCCGGUGCGCAGGACGACUGGACCGACGCCGAGACGCUUCGUCUGCUCGAGGGUCUCGAGAUGUUUGACGACGACUGGUCGGCCGUCUCUAACCACGUUGGCACGCGGAGCCGCGAGCAGUGCAUCACCAAGUUCAUCCAGCUUCCUAUCGAGGACGGCUUCUUGGACGGCGCUUCGCAGUCGGAUCUCGGACCGCUGCAGUAUGCACGUCGCGACCAGGUCGACAAGCUCGGCAAGCCCAUUGUGCCUUUUGCGCAAGCUGAUAACCCGGUGAUGAGCGUCGUUGCGUUUUUGGCGAGCGCGGUCAACCCGGCUGUGGCGGCGGCAGCGGCUCAGUCUGCGCUCGGCGAGCUGACUGACAACCUUCGUAAGAGGGCUGCUCAGGAAAAGGCAGGUGGCGAUAAGGAAGCUGCCGAAGGUGACCAGAGCAAGGAGAACGGCGAUGCUGCUGCCACUCAUGCUAACGGCGACGCGAUGGACGUGGAUGGUGAACAGGCCAAGCCUAGCGCUGCUGCGGCUGCUGCCGACGCGACUGCCGCUACCGACGAUGCCAGCGGUGCAGCGGUUGCCCUCGUCGACACUGCCAAGAAGGGCGCUGUUCCGCGCAACGCCGUCGAACGCGCUGCAGCCAUCGCGCUCGGCGCCGCGGCUGCCAAAGCGCACGUGCUCGCCUCGUUCGAAGAACGCGAAUGCCAGCGUCUCGUCGGCCAAGUGAUCGAAGCACAGCUCAAGAAGCUCGAGCUCAAGAUGACACAAUUCGAAGAGCUCGAGUCGCUACUUGAGGCCGAGCGUCGCAGUGUCGAGGCGGGCAGGCGACAGCUGUAUGCCGAUCGGCUGGCGGUGCAGAAGCAGUUGGCGUUGGUGAACGAGCUGUUGGCAAAGGCGGCGCAGGCUCCGGAGAAGGUGAGCCCGCAAGAGGUCGUGCAGGCCAGCAGUGCUGCUAACGGGUUGCCGCAGCAAGGGCCGGUGGUGAGGGAGGCUAGCGUGGGUGGUGGAGCUGCGCCGGCUGGUGGGUCGUUUGCUCAGAUUGGUUGA